Messenger RNA from Trypanosoma rangeli, 1050 nucleotides. RefSeq lists its product as uncharacterized. The record is from RefSeq and is a predicted model, not a curated record. Lineage: Eukaryota; Euglenozoa; Kinetoplastea; Trypanosomatida; Trypanosomatidae. The coding region runs from base 1 to 1050 and encodes 349 amino acids. The transcript has a single exon.
AUGCAGCGCUGCUUUGAUGAAGGAAAGUGGUUUGACGCGAGCAUGUUGCACGCGAUGCGAACAUUUGAGAAACGCUUUGACGGCAUUGACAACAGCGCGGUGAGAAACAACUCAAGGCAUAAUAUCUCAUCUCAUGGGAGUCAUGGCUCCGGAUUAUUUGGGAGCCGUGAGGACUUCGAGCAUAGCGAUGAUGAGGAUCACAAUGCAGUCAGCCAAGAUGAUCACGUGUUGGAUGCUGCUACUACUAAUGCUGCUGGUGCCGGUGCUGGUAGUGGAGGUGCUGAGUUUCGACACGCCUUUUUCCCCGCAUCCAGCUCUUUUUCUGGGGCGGGGGGGGUGUUGCAGCAGCGACGGCUCUCGUGGUCACUUGGAUGUGGUGUGCUCACUGUGGUGUGUUACGCGGCGAACGUGCAUGAACGUGAUCCUUCUUCGAGUGUGCAGCUGGUGAUGCCGCCUAUCGGUUUUUUGCUGUUGCAGGCAGUUGAACGCUAUGGUGAUUCCUCGACCACGACAUCCAUGCCUAGCCCUAACAGCUGUACUAUGGAAUUCCUUCACGGCAUACUACCUGUCGAGGUGCCGAAACCGCUCCUUGCAGCUGUUUUGGGUGGCCUGGUGCGACAUCGCAUUGUGAAGCGGACUGUUCUCGCCAACAACUGCAGCAGUGGUGGUGACACGGGUGGGGUCAGCAUGUACAGUCUGCCGGCAUCGUUUGCGGGUUGCAAGAAGCGGAAAGUCGUCAUUGACGUUGCCAACGCGCUGCAUCACUGGGUGCCGUACUUGCAGGAUGGGCCUGAUGACAGCAAGGCAAUCGUCAUGACAGUGGAUGGCAUUCUCGACACGGAACGGCUGAGGAAAUUGGAAGCUGCCGUCGUACGCGUUAUGAAGGAGAAACACUCGCUUGCGCAUUCCGAUCUUUUUACUUCAGUCGCAGCACUUCUUGUGACCCAUUUUGUGGUCACGGGACCAAUGUUUAAGCGUUGCGUGACGCAGCUCAUUGAGCGGGAGUUUAUUACGAGGCAGGGCCGAGAUACUUAUGUAUACCUCGUCUAA